UCCCGAUAUUGGGACAUAUAUCCUCCUGAAACGAGAAAGUAGGGCCCCCUAAAUGACUGGCAGCACCUCCCUAAAUCAAAACUGAAUAGGAGGAUGAAGGAGACGCUGCAUGAAAACUGACGUCGUGUUUUUAUGUCUGAUUUUACUCUCUCAGCUGGAUGAUCUGCUGUCGGCUUUAGACAAAACCCGAAAGGAGCUGGAUGUGGUGCGUCAGCGCCUGUCGGUGUCUCAGAGCUCUCUGUCGGAGCGGGACAAUGAGCUGAGCCGGACGCGAGUCGAGCACAGCAAACAGCUCUCCGAGAUCCUGCAGCUCAAAAACAUGGCAAACCCUGAGGACGUGAUGACCUUGAGGAGAGAGAAGGAGAGGUUCAUCAAUCACCAAAAACAGGUGCACAGCAGGAUGAAGCCGAUGGCAGAGCAUUACGAAGACGAACACAUUCAUGCGCAGUAUUCACAUCAUCCUCAACACAUGCAGGAGCGCGAGCUGAUCUCUCCACCACCAGAACAGGAUGAUGAAGACGGUAUCUGGGCCUGACAAACCAGAAACUGCUCCAACAGUGUUUGGAGCAUCCCAGAUGGAGGACUGGAGCUCCAGGAGAAGCUCUUUGAGUGCUUUAGUUCAGUGCAUUAAAAACUCUGGAAAGAACACAGUGGCGGAUCGGGGAAGGAGAAACCUGCCAUCUUCUGUGCCAUCAACAUUUACAUUUGUGCAUUCAGCAGAAACGACCUUUAACCUUUACAAAGAAGAAGCUAAGUCAAUUCAUAUAUUCUGAUCUUGUCCAGAAGUUCUGAAUUCUCCUUAUAUACUGUUUGUUCCGUGAUGGGCAAGAGACUAAGAGACUAAUAACAGUUUUUAUUCCUUUUCAUUUUACUAACGGCUCACUAAAACAUCUAGUAAAACUGAUCUGAGAUCAGGUAAAAACCAAUGAAACCUGUUCAUCGAUUCACCACUGGGGGGCGAUGUAAGUGAACCUGCACCUCAUUUAUUCAUUUUCCUUCAGCUUAGUCCCUUUAUUCAUCAGGGCAGAGUGAACAGUUGAGUGAACCGCCACUUAUCCAACAUAUGUUUUACACAGCGGAUGCCCUUCCACCUGCAACACAGUACUGGGAAACACCCAUACUCACUCAUUCACACACAUACACUACAGCCAAUUUAGUUAAUCAAUUCUCCUAUAGCGCAUGUGUUUGGACUGUGGAGGAAACCCACGCCAACAUGAGGAGAACAUGCAAACUCCACACAGAAACCACUGAGACCCACCCGCACAUCAAUAUAGCAUCAUUUUUGUGACACUGUACUACAAUAAUUAAUAUUUUACAUUAUUGUGAGGGGGUCGGGUUUAGGGUUGGGGUAGGGUUGAUGUUAAUAAAAUAUAAUUUGAUGGGUAUUUAUUAAAUAAUAUGAAUAAUACUUGGUAUAAUAACUGUGUUUACAUUAACUGCGAUGGUCGGGUUUAGGGUUGGGGUAGAUGGUUAUAAAAUACAAUUAAUGGAUAAUUUAAUAAAUUAUAUAAAACUUCUGGGUGUGAGACAGUGACUCAGUGGUUAGCACUGUGGCCUCACAGCAAUAAGGUCGCUAGUUCGAGCCCCAGCUUGGGUCAGUUGGUGUUUCUGUGUGGAGUUCGCAUGUUCUCCCCAUGUUGGCGUGGGUUUCCUCCGGGUGCUCCGCUUUCACCCAAACACGGCUA
This is a messenger RNA of Danio aesculapii, 1685 nucleotides long. RefSeq names its product ERC protein 2-like. The coding region runs from base 110 to 535 and encodes 141 amino acids. The record is from RefSeq and is a predicted model, not a curated record. The transcript is spliced from 5 exons. Lineage: Eukaryota; Metazoa; Chordata; Actinopteri; Cypriniformes; Danionidae.